Messenger RNA from Hordeum vulgare subsp. vulgare (domesticated barley), 1990 nucleotides. RefSeq names its product dicarboxylate transporter 1, chloroplastic. The record is from RefSeq and is a predicted model, not a curated record. Gene Ontology annotation, molecular function: transmembrane transporter activity. Gene Ontology annotation, cellular component: membrane. Lineage: Eukaryota; Viridiplantae; Streptophyta; Magnoliopsida; Poales; Poaceae. Gene Ontology annotation, biological process: transmembrane transport. The coding region runs from base 113 to 1792 and encodes 559 amino acids. The transcript is spliced from 3 exons.
CGAUACGCCCAAUGCCGCUUCCCCGUCGUCGCCGUCCAUCCAAUUAAACCCAACCCCCCUUUCCAUCUCCUCCAUUCUCCCCCCUUCCCUCCCCGCCGCCGCCGUCGACGCCAUGGCCUCCUCCGCGUCGGCGGCCUCGCCGCUCACCUGCCACCACCUCGGCAUCCGCCACCGCCCCCACCUCCUCUCAUUCUCCCUCCGCCGCCGCUCCACCUCCUCACCCUCCUCUAAGCCCACCUCCCUCUCCCUCUCCCACUCCCACUCCUACUCCCUCCCCAAGCCCCUGACCCCGUCCACGGCUCGCCGCCUCCUCCCGCCCGUCGCCGCGGCGCCGGCAUCUCCCCCCGCGCCGGUGUCACCGCCGGCGAAGCCAGCCCUGAAGGGCGCGGCCCUCAAGCCGCUGCUGGCUUCCAUUGCCACGGGGGUCAUCAUCUGGUUCAUCCCCGCCCCCGCCGGCGUGGCCCGCAACGCGUGGCAGCUGCUCGCCGUGUUUCUCGCCACCAUCGUCGGGAUCAUCACGCAGCCGCUGCCGCUGGGCGCCGUCGCGCUGCUUGGCUUGGGCGCCGCCGUGCUCACCCGCACCCUCACCUUCGCCGCCGCCUUCUCCGCCUUCGGGGAUCCCAUCCCCUGGCUCAUCGCGCUCGCCUUCUUCUUCGCUCGGGGGUUCAUCAAGACGGGGCUCGGGAACCGCGUCGCCUACCAAUUCGUUUCGGCCUUCGGGGGCUCCACGCUCGGCCUCGGUUACUCGCUCGUCUUUGCCGAGGCGUUCCUCGCGCCGGCAAUCCCCUCGGUCUCCGCGCGGGCUGGUGGCAUCUUCCUCCCGCUCGUGAAAUCCCUCUGCGAGGCGUGUGGAUCGCGCACUGACGACGGCACAGAGCGAAAGCUCGGCGCCUGGCUCAUGCUCACAUGCUUCCAGACGUCCGUCAUUUCGUCAGCGAUGUUCCUCACGGCGAUGGCGGCCAACCCGCUUGCUGCCAACCUCACGCUCAGCACCAUCGGGCAGGGGAUCGGGUGGACGCUGUGGGCAAAGGCGGCCAUUGUGCCAGGGCUUCUGUCGCUGCUGAUUGUGCCGCUGGUCCUGUAUCUCAUCUACCCACCGGAGGUGAAGACCAGCCCUGACGCACCGCGCUUGGCCAAGGAGAGGCUGGCAAAGAUGGGACCCAUGAGCACGGAGGAGAAGAUCAUGGCCGGCACGCUUCUGCUCACGGUUGGACUGUGGAUCUUUGGAGGAAUGCUGAGUGUAGAUGCAGUGUCUGCAGCGAUUCUUGGCCUAUCUGUGCUCCUAAUUACUGGAGUUGUUACAUGGAAAGAGUGUUUGGCGGAGUCUGUAGCAUGGGAUACCCUUACUUGGUUUGCUGCGCUGAUUGCGAUGGCUGGCUACCUCAACAAAUAUGGAUUGAUUUCUUGGUUCAGCGAGACUGUUGUUAAGUUUGUUGGAGGUCUCGGUCUGUCCUGGCAACUCUCAUUCGGUGUAUUGGUGCUGAUGUACUUCUACUCCCACUACUUCUUUGCUAGUGGUGCUGCACACAUCGGAGCGAUGUUCACUGCGUUCCUGUCUGUGGCAAGUGCCUUGGGCACCCCUCCGCUUUUCGCUGCCAUGGUUAUGUCAUUCCUUUCAAACCUCAUGGGUGGCCUGACCCAUUAUGGCAUAGGGUCAGCCCCCGUCUUCUAUGGAGCGGGCUAUGUUCCGCUGGCUGAGUGGUGGGGCUAUGGAUUUGUCAUCUCCGUUGUUAACAUCAUCAUCUGGCUUGGUGCUGGAGGCUUCUGGUGGAAGAUGAUUGGUUUGUGGUGAGAAACACAGUAAAUGUGGGACUUCCUAUUUCGACGAGGGCGAACGAAACGAGCAAAACAUUUGCAAGUGGCACAGGUUGAGCUGACCACAAGUUUUGUCAACAUGAUCCAUUCUUUUAGUUUGUACCCGUACAAUUGUUUUUCUGGCAGUUACUGGCAAGUGGUAUCUGAUGUUAUGUAGUUUCUUCUGUUUAUUUUA